Messenger RNA from Cyprinodon variegatus (sheepshead minnow), 1443 nucleotides. RefSeq names its product ankyrin repeat and SOCS box protein 12-like (gene asb12b). Gene Ontology annotation, molecular function: transcription cis-regulatory region binding; protein binding. The transcript has 3 exons. The record is from RefSeq and is a predicted model, not a curated record. Bases 272 to 1228 code for a protein of 318 amino acids. Lineage: Eukaryota; Metazoa; Chordata; Actinopteri; Cyprinodontiformes; Cyprinodontidae. Gene Ontology annotation, cellular component: nucleus. Gene Ontology annotation, biological process: positive regulation of transcription by RNA polymerase II.
CUGUAGAGGAGCCCCUGGCCCCCAUUGUUCACACAGUUUUACUCUUCAUAGCAGCUGUAGAAGAAGGACGUCUCUAACUCUGCUUCCUUCUUUAUGAUGGAGCUUUAACAUCAUCGGAGCUAACAGAGACUUGAUGCCGGCGGAUAAUCUGUGAUGAUGAUCAACCCAAACAGAUCCUAACAUAAACAAGCUGCACAGCAGGAGAGACUCAACAGAAUCUGUGGCUUUGCAGAUGAACAGCUUCUGAUCCGUCCUGGAUUGAAGUUCCUCCAUGGCCCUGGACCCGGCCGUCAACAUGAGUCUGAUGGACAUUUCUAAAAUCUUCUCCCUCCUGCAGCCCAAGGAGGAGGACGAGGACGGAGAGCAGGGUCGGGCCUUGAACAACGCCGUGAGCGCAGACGACGCCGCCCUGCUCUCUGACCUCCUCGCUCAGGAAAAGUACAGGAGGUGCAUCGAUGCCCCGAGCGGCUGGGGGGUCCCGGUGACGCCCCUGCGCACCGCCGCUGCUCUCGGACACCUGAGGUGCCUGGAGCUGCUGUUGGAUCACGGUGCAGAGGUCGACGUUUUGGAUGUGAAGGCCCAGACGCCGCUGUUCACAGCUGUGAGCGGGAAACACCUGGACUGCGCGGCGGCGCUGCUGAAGGCCGGAGCCGACCCCAACGGCAGCCAGUACAACAACUGCUCCCCGGUGCUGACGGCCGCCCGCGAGGGAGACGUAGACAUCCUGCGGGAGCUGCUGCGGUUUGGAGCCGAGGUGGACGUCCGACCCAAAGUCCCAGAGUGGGCGUCCAACGCCACGGCCUGCAGGGGGCCCCUGUACAUCUCGGCUGUCUAUGGACACCUGGGCUGCUUCAAGCUGCUCCUGCUCCAUGGGGCCAACCCCAACUAUAACUGCACAGACGAGAAGAUGCUGGCCAGGAUCAAGCAGCCCAAGACGGUGGUGGAGGUGUGUCUGCGUUACGGCUGUGGGGUGGAAUACAUUCAGCUGCUCAUAGACUUUGGGGCGGACGUUUACUUACCGACGCUUAUUAUCGAUAAAACUACGAAGCAGAAUGAAGCCCUGCUGCUGCUGCUGAGGGAGAGAGUUUGUCCAAAAACUCUGAUGUCCCAGGCCCGGCUGGCAAUCCGAGGACACAUCCCUCAUGCUGAUAAGGACCCUGCAAUAGACAGUUUGGACAUUCCUCUGAUACUGAAGAACUACUUAAAGCACAGAAACUCUGAACUCUGAUCUCACUUUGAGUUUUUCUGGCCGGCGUUCAGAUUUUAAGCUGGAUUUUUGUUUUAUAGAUUGUUUAUUUCCUCCAAUGAGCAGCAGAAGACAGAGCUGUCCUAGAUGUUCUCUCACCUGCAGAUAAAAGCUUCAAUGUGUUUCAGUCAGAUUUGAAAGGAGAGAUAAAAACCUGACUGCUGGAAGGAAAAUUAUGUUGUUUUUUUUAAACUUUU